AAAGCAGCCGAGGCCCGAGAGCAAACUGAAGCAGGUCUACAUCCCCAACUAUAACAAGCCCAACCCUAACCAGCUGAGCUCCAACAGCAUGAAGCUGUCUGGCCUGGUGAAUGGCGGCGGGGCAGCAGGAGCUCCAGCAGGGGCUCCGGCGGCAGCAGCAGCAGCGGCGGCAGCAGCGGCGGGGGUUCCGGCCGUGGCGCCCGGGCCCGGGGGAGCAGCAGCAGCAGCAGCAGCAGCAGCAGCAGUGGUCCCGGUCAGCCAGCAGUGCUGGGCCGCGCCUGCGAGAGCUGCUACACCACCACCUCGUAUCAGUGGUACUCGUGGGGUCCUCCCAACAUGCAGUGUCGGCUUUGCGCCUCCUGCUGGACGUACUGGAAGAAGUACGGCGGUCUGAAGAUGCCCACACGCCUGGACGGGGAGAGGCCGGGACCCAACCGCAACAACCUGGUCAGUCCCAACACCUGUUCAGCCAGAACCAUGCAGUUCAAAUAGUUAUCAGAUUUACUAUUUGUGUGGAAGAAACAUGGAGUGAUGUCCUAGUAGGAAUGGCUGUUUAGCGUUAGGUCAUGUGAUCCCUUUUUAUUUUGGGAUCUGCCAUAAACUGGUAUCCAAAAAUAAUGAAUAAAGAUACACAUGAAAAUGAAACUCGCAGAACUAAAAGCUGUGCUUUUGGAGCGGUUCCUCUUUAUAGCAUGUCAUUACAAAGCGUACCUGUGUGGGUGGUAGACUGAAGUGAAGGCACAGCCCGUUCUCCCUUUUGAGAUAUGGGGAGUAGAGGAUGUCCUAAGAGAGAAGAAUGAAAUGAAAUAUAAGCAGAAAUGAAAUGUACACUGCUCCUUUCUGAAGCCAUAUUGCACUGUCAUGGUAAAAUGCUUGCAAAAUGAAGAAUAAUUAUAGCAAAAUACCCAGCUUUCACUCUAGCCCUACCCAGAGCUGUAUCUGUAUAUAUAGGGCUCUGGCCCUAACCAUCUGCUAGUCUGUCAAUUUUUUUGUCA
Alosa sapidissima (American shad) is the source of this 995-nucleotide messenger RNA. RefSeq names its product LIM and SH3 domain protein Lasp-like. The transcript has 3 exons. The record is from RefSeq and is a predicted model, not a curated record. Bases 111 to 557 code for a protein of 148 amino acids. Lineage: Eukaryota; Metazoa; Chordata; Actinopteri; Clupeiformes; Clupeidae.